Molecule: messenger RNA, 884 nt
Organism: Suillus subaureus
Lineage: Eukaryota; Fungi; Basidiomycota; Agaricomycetes; Boletales; Suillaceae
Exons: 5
Coding region: 55-750 (231 amino acids)
Source: RefSeq, a predicted model, not a curated record
GCAUCAGGAAUAUUUCUUCACUCACUCGCAAUCUCCUUCAAAACCUCUGCUACAAUGAGGAAAACGUCAUAUGCAGCGACCUUUGCCGCUGUCCUCAUCAUUCUUGUCAUCAACAUUUUAUCUGCACGUCUCCCGGACUGGCUCAUUGCUAAAUAUGAAAUCCCAAACGCUCAAGUCACCGUUCGCUAUGGGUUAAUGGAACGAUGCGAACGUGCAACCAUUACCUUUCCUGGCCCCAACAAAGACGGUCGUCUAGAAUACACCGACUACGAAUGCCGCCAGUUCCCGCUCCGCGUACAAGACAAAUGUGACGACGAAAACAGCCUGUUCUGUGCUCUGUGGACCUCCGCUCAAUAUUUCACCGAGCUUGGCAUUGGUUUUGCAGCAAUGGGUCUGGCCGCUUUACUCAUUGGCGUGAGCACGCACUCUAGGAGGAGAAGGGUUUGGAGAGCUGUAGCGGGGCUAGUCAUAUUGCACGCUGUGUUCCAACUCGUGACGUUUAUCCUCGUCACUGAGCUGUAUCGCAAGGACCGUUUUCCGGCCUUUGAGCAUGCUAAGCCUGGUGUUGGCUACGUCUUAAACGCUGUUUCUUGGGUUUCAGGUUUUGUCGUUGGGGCUGGCGUCAUCGUAACCGGUGUGGCUGCGGACCGCGGCCAUAAGUGGGCUGCUGGCAAUAGAUCAUACACACCCAUUCAGGGUUAUCGUCAGAGAUCAUACUCGUCUGUUCAAGGUUAUGGUACAAAUGCAUAGUUCCCUUCUUCCUCUACAAGCACAGGCUCGCUUUCAGUUUUACUUGUACCAUAUUUUGGAUACCUUUGCACUUACCGCAUACACGGAUUUUGUAAAUAUGUUAAUUCAAGUCGCCUUCCCACUUAUUCAUAAAU